AGCGCCACAAUACUUCCCGGCCGGAUGGAUACCUUGUGCGGGCGAACAAUCGGAAUGCACCCAGGCUGUAUUGGUUCGAUAUCGCUGUGCCAUUUGAAUUCAGGAAGGGACAAGAUGCCAAAGCUCUCCGAGAUCUGGAGCCUUCACAACAUGAUGCGCGAGGACCCCUGUCGUCGGGUUCCCUCCGGUAUUACAAUCGAGGACACGCAAUUGAGAUCGUGGCUCAGCAAUCGUGGGUUUCUCGCAGUUACAGAGCCUAUUAACUCCUUCAAGGAGAUUGAUGGUGGCAUCUCUCUUUCCUCAUUUUGCACAGACUCUCCAAGACAGUUAUGAAAUGGCAAAUUCUAAAUACCCCUUGCUUGCGCUUGAUGAAUCCCUUCUGGAAGAUGUGUAUAGAGUAUCUCCAUGAUGCGCAACAGCAUGCUGGUGAUAUCGGACUUUGUCCGCUCCUCAAC
Messenger RNA from Suillus plorans, 455 nucleotides. RefSeq lists its product as uncharacterized. NCBI's taxonomy places the organism in Eukaryota, Fungi, Basidiomycota, Agaricomycetes, Boletales, Suillaceae. The record is from RefSeq and is a predicted model, not a curated record. The transcript has 3 exons. Bases 25 to 333 code for a protein of 102 amino acids.